Molecule: messenger RNA, 779 nt
Organism: Seminavis robusta
Lineage: Eukaryota; Bacillariophyta; Bacillariophyceae; Naviculales; Naviculaceae
Source: the annotation of a GenBank genome assembly
CGCUACCAUACCCCGCUAUGCACCUUCCUUGGUUCACAAUCUUCAAUCUUCGGACCACCUUCACUCUCUCGAACUCUCGAACUCUCAUCAUCUCCUCCCACAAUAAUUCAUUUCAAUCAACGCACCUACACCACAAUGAAUCCAAUGAGCGAGCACUUGAAUGAAAUGAUGAGCCAUCAGCCGUUGCCCUGGGCUGCUAACUUUGUGGUUACACUCGUCCAAGACAAUGCCGCAGGGAGGAGCUCCUCCCAAUUUGCAGAGCAGGAAGACGACACACUCCAAAGGCAACGACGAUCAUCGGGAAGCAAACCUCUCUGCCGCUGGACCAGCAGCUCUUGUGACAAUGACUCGCUGUCCAAGUCACAUGUAGCACGGACGUGCAGCCCACCCAGAAGACCACUGCGCCACCAAGAACCUUGUGCCCUGGAAGGACCUCCCAUUCCGCUAGCUGACACGGUAGAGGACAGUCCGCAUUGCGCAGCCAGGAACAUCAGUGUCAGUGAAUCAGUACCCACGGCAGAGUCGGAGGCCAAGAUUGGUUACAAUGCGGCAAGAUUAUCCCCUCCACCUGCAAAAGGGGCGGCUAUUGUAUUCUCAGCCACCAUGGCAUGACAUUGAAGUUGGAGACAGAGACCACAAGUGUCUCUCUCCUUCUCUCCUUUCCAGUUUUGCUUGUAUCUCUGUAACCUAAACAAACGCUACUUUCACACCUGCAAUACGCUUAGAAAGCUUAGACUAGCAAUAGAUACUGAAAUCUACCGUACAGAAUGCACACAUGC